Lethenteron reissneri (Far Eastern brook lamprey) is the source of this 9596-nucleotide messenger RNA. RefSeq names its product adhesion G-protein coupled receptor F1-like. Gene Ontology annotation, biological process: adenylate cyclase-activating G protein-coupled receptor signaling pathway; cell surface receptor signaling pathway. Gene Ontology annotation, molecular function: G protein-coupled receptor activity. Gene Ontology annotation, cellular component: membrane. The record is from RefSeq and is a predicted model, not a curated record. NCBI's taxonomy places the organism in Eukaryota, Metazoa, Chordata, Hyperoartia, Petromyzontiformes, Petromyzontidae.
CUGUGGAACAGAGGUAAGUAACGUCACGGAUCAGUGCAACGUGCUUGGGGUCAGCCGCAGCUUGUCUGCGGACAACAAGGCGAACGAGUGAGUGGGCGAGUGAGUGAGCAGAGCCGUUCACAUAUCACGGUCACCACUUCCACCUCAACCACAAUAUCCAUCACCGGUGAAGAAGUUAACAAUCUGGUCGGAUCCAUUGAGAAGCUGAAGCGAUAGAAUCCACGAUGACGGUUCGAGGAAUCCAGUCGUGGCACUUCAAGACGUACAUCAUCUCCUUGGGGCUCACGCUCAUGAUACCAUUACAAGUCUUUACUCUGCACACAGGCUGCGUGCAGGAGGCCGGCAUGACGCUCUGCUGGUGUGAGCAAGGUUCCGUGUGGAGCGCCUCGAUGUGCAAUUCUCUGGGACCCUGCUUCCUCCACUCAGCCUCGGCCCAAGAGAAGAGCCCCUGUGCGUGCGUCCGGCAGUCACCUCCCGACAGCGAGCGCUGCCUUCCCACCACCCAGGCUUCUUCCUCAGCAGGGCAUGCAGAUCCCGGUGUCCGCUGUCACGGGGGCGUACCCAAUGGAGCUCUCACGAGGAAAGAGAAAGGAAAAAUUGCCGAUGGGUGCGGGGAAGACAGCGGCAGUGGCGCAGAAGAAUUUCAAGGCAUUCGACGGCAUGGGGAGGGUAUCGUUAUGGUUGGCGGUGGGAGAGAGCACGACGUUCACCACGCGGACGGAGCUGCCUUCGUUGGAGGAGGGAAAGGAGACGGUGAUAAUAAAGCUUCUAUUGUCCAAGCUGAAAGAGAUUCCGUUGACUUAGUUCCACCCAGGAAAGGACACGACGAUGUCAAGCUCUCCAGGGAAGAUCGCAUUGUUCCACUGGAGGGAGACCACGUUCUUGAAGCCAAAGGAGAGGAAGGUGAGGUCAUUCGCAAGCGUAGGCAGGUUUUGCUUCCGGUCGAGGACCGCAAUCUAGAUCUCAGGGAUCAAACGGACGACUACGACAGCACGGACGAAUAUGAGACAAGUCCCAUGUCUACUUCAACAUCGUCCGCUCUGUCUUCACCAUUAUCAUUGAUGACGCCGAUCGGUUCAACGAACACUGCAGGACAACAAACUCGGAGUUCCACAGGCCAGGCGGGUCCUGGCCCCAGCAUGGACUCCACUGGGAUGACCACGGCCACCAUCGCGGACGACGGAGACAGCACCGGCGAGUAUGAGGACAGCACAGUAGCAGCGAGCACGGACGGGGACACGGCAACGGCUGGUUCUACUCCGGCUGACCUUUCGCAAUUGACCAAAUCUCCUCCAACUGAACUUUCGCCAUUGACUGCUUCUACUGUUAAUCCACAAUGGACUUCCCACACAGUUUAUACCACUGCUGAUGUUGACCCUGUGACAGACUCCACCACAGGCUCCAAUGUCACUUCAGAGAUAGUUUCUGCAAGGCCGGAUGUCUCUCUCAUUACAAAGCCAGAUGUCUCUCCCGUUACAAAUCCAAAUUUUUCUCUCAUUACAACACCUGAUGUCUCUCCCGUUACAAAUCCAAAUGUUUCUCUCAUUACAACACCAGAUGUCUCUCCCGUUACAAAUCCAAAUGUUUCUCUCAUUACAAGGCCAGAUGUCUCUCCCGUUACAAAUCCAAAUGUUUCUCUCAUUACAACACCAGAUGUCUCUCCCGUUACAAAUCCAAAUGUUUCUCUCAUUACAACACCAGAUGUCUCUCCCGUUACAAAUCCAAAUGUUUCUCUCAUUACAAAGCCAGAUGUCUCUCCCGUUACGUCACCUGCCUCUCCCAUUACAAUCCCAGGUGUCUCUUCCGUUACAACGUCCCGUGUUUCUCCUAUUACAACUCUUGGUGUCCCUUCCGUGACAAAUCCAGGCAUCACAUCAUCCACGGUGUCUCCCAAUGCCUGCAAAGAAGGCAGCUCCUCCAUACAAUGGAGAAACGUAAAACUGAGUGAUGCCAGCAUCAAUGAGGGGGACAACGUGACCCUGACUAUGGCCGAGCCAGAAGUGGUACCGGAGUCGGUGAUGUGGUGGAAUAACGGCACGGUGAUGGUGAAUGGAAUCGUGUUUACUCCGGGCUUCGCACCUGGAAGAGGACCCACACUUACGAUAAAAGGCAUCAACAAAAACCACAAGGGAGUCUAUUCUUGCGAGGCUUGUGUGGGAACCGUCCUGGUCAAGGGGAACGUGACAUUGCCAACUAUCCUUCCGGUCCCGGUCAUGGACAUUGAACGAAGCUCUUUGCCACAAAUCAGCGUCGCGUGCAAUGAGUCCACGACCCUGACCUGCUGCUUGACAUCACUGGAUGAAAAUAUCACGGUCACGUGGAAGAAAGAAACAGUGCAAAUAUCAUCAGUGACUGCCAAAAGCCUUUGUUCGAAUUACACACAUCCCAUAAGUAACCCGUGCCAGGAUACCGUAUACACGUGUACAUUCUCCAAUGAAGCUGGUGCGACUUUGUAUGCAAUUCAAGUUAAUUACAUUCGGGCCAAUGAUAAAACGUGCCCCUCGAACGACGCGUGGCCAGAGACAAAGAGGAACGGUGUCGCCCACGUCAGGUGCCCUCCGGGCUACGGGGGCACUGCCCUGCGGCGCUGCUCAGCCGACGGCGUCUGGGGUGCGAUCUUCAAGAACUGCACCUCAAAGCGCUUCACCAAUGUCGAAGGCAAAGUGCAGCGAAUGGAGGACGGCAUCGGGAACCCCACGGAGUUGGUCCCACGGCUCCUGGCAGAGAUGAAGACGAUCACGCAGGUACCAGAGCCCAGCGGCCAGGAACCAACCCUGCUGAUGGGGGAUGUGCGUUCGGCCCAUGCCUCCCUAGACAAGAUCAUAAACGUGGCGUCGGCCAGAGAUGUCCGGUUCAACAAGAGCGUAUCCAAGGAUUUCCUGGACUCUGCGAGUAAUCUCCUUAAUGGAUCCGUUAAAGAAUCCUGGUCACAGCUGGAGUUCAUGGACAGUAUGGACAGCUCAAGCCUCCUCCAGACCACUGAGGACUUUACGCACCUUAUUGAUGCUGAGGAUUUCUUCUCCAGUGCUCGGACCUUAAGUGAGGAAGGUUCAAAGAAGAGCAGGGAAGACUUUAACCUGAGUUCGAGUAACAUCUUGAUGGCUGGCUCGCUGUACCGGGCGCGUGAGACACCCACGGCGUACCACCAGGAGUUCAAGGUGGACGGGCAGACAUCGUCUGUUGACAUUGACAGCAAGGCCAUCUCAAAACUCAAUGAAAACUCCAACCUGACCAUCACCAGCAUGGCCUUCACCACGCUGAUGGACCUCCUCCCCCUGCGGCUGGCUCCGGCCCUAGCGAGCGAGGCCUCGUCUGGCCCCCCAAGUGUGGGGAGCCUGGUUCUGAGCACCGUGCUGAGCGGGGCCCAGGGAGGGGGCAGUUCCGGCAUCUCCAUGAAUCUGGCACUGAGAGGGGUGAAGGCAGGGGUACCCCUCAAGGAAACCCCCCAUUGCUCCUUCUGGGACUUCAAAUUAAAUGGCAGUGUUGGGGGGUGGUCGACCGAAGGCUGCACAACCGGCAACACCAAAGACAACGCAGUCUCCUGUAUCUGCACUCACACAACCCCCUUCAGCAUCUUACGCUUACGUGAAACAAGUCAGGGGGAUCCCACCUUUACCAUCAUUACCUACGUGUGUCUGAGCAUCUCCAUUGCAUUCCUCAUCUUUGCUGUGGUCCUGGAGUCCAUGGUGCUGCAUCAGAAUAAGCGAUAUGGCCACAAGUCCAACGGCGAGGAGAACGACGACGAUCAUGGAGGUCAUCGCUCCCUUAGCCGCGGCAUCAAACUCAAUGUCCUCUGCGCUCUGCUCCUCUCCCACGUUUGGUUCAUGGUGACCAUCUCCGACUCAAACCCAACAGUCUGCUCGCUCUCACAGUUCUUCCUCCACCUCAGCUACCUCUGCGCAUUUUCGUGGCUACUAUUGCAGGCCAUUCACCUCCUGCUCAACGGCAACGCCAUUUAUGGGGGCUUGUCUGGGCGCAAGGUGAUGGCGGCCACCUUUGCCGGGGGCUACGGCCUGCCGGUGCUGAUUUCCGUGAUCACAGUCGCCGCCACUCACUCGAGCAGAGCGUACAUGCAGCCCGACUCGUGCUGGCUCAACUGGGAUGGCAGCAAGGCCCUCGCCCUUGUCGUCCCCGUCUUGCUUGUCAUUGCGGUGGGUCUGGCGGUUGCCAUCUACAUCUUGCUGAGAGCUCGGCUCUGGGAUCACGAUGGCCAGAAGCGGCAGGAGGGUGGGGGUCUGCUGGGUGAUUCCACCACUGGGAAGGCAUGGAAGCUGCUAAUUCUCAUGACGGGGCUGGCCGUGAUCUGGGGUGUGGGAGCUUACUUCUUCAUGCCUGAUGGAAAUAAGAUUCCUGCCAUCAUGUACCUGUUUGCCGUCCUCAAUGCGCUCCAGGGGAUGAUUGUCGUAGUUUUCAACUGUUUACUGGAUGAAGAGGUGAAGCGGUUACUAAAUAGGUCUAUGAACAUUGUGAGCUACGAGGGGAUGAAAAAGAAAGAUUCGCCCCUUGUGGUCUCCGAAUACGACAUAGAGAACAACACGGUGGACGGAGUCUACCGAUUACAACGACCCAAGCAAGUCACCUGCGCGAUCUGCGGAGGGCUCCCAGAGGUGUCGUGCACCGAAUGCAAGCAGCCGUUCUGUCGUAGCUGCGACGAGAAGCAGCACGAGCGCCUCGACCGCAGGAACCACGAGCGGAGCAUGAACGGCGGACAGAGCAAUGUCUGUGGCAUCUGUGGUAAGCCGACGGAGGUGACGUGCGACGACUGCGAGGGAUCAUUCUGUUCGGAAUGCGACGACAAGAGCCAUCGGCACCCAGAGCGCCUCUUUCACAAACGCUCACUUCGAAGCUCCUCCAAUAACCUUAUGGAGAUGUAACCACCUGGGGGUUGCAGUACAGAAUGAUGAACUUAAGUAUCGAAGUCACAUUGUCAAUUCAGUUCAAGAUAAGCUCUGCCGAAACACUAAAUUGAUAAGGGGGUUUCAACGUUGUGAGUUUCUAAGUCUAUUUUUAACCAAUAACAAUGAUUAUCUUUUACCAAUUAUUGACAGAAUGAUGAAACAUUUUAAGAGUUAACACCGACAUUUAUAAUAUAAACAUCCCUAUUUCAGACACAGACCACCUGCAGGAGUGAUGACUCCUUGCAUGAGUGUUGUCAUAUCGGCCAUGUGGCAUCGGGGACAAUAUAGUGCCCAUUUUUCUAAUUGGCUUAACAAAAAUGUAGCUUGAUCGAUGUACUUUAUUUCACCAGAUUGUAACGCAUGGUGGUGUAGGUGAUGGUAGAAUGAAGGCACACCACGAGAGUUGGUUACUUCCAGCUUUAUUCAUGCAUCUAAAUUGUAUCCUGUGCUUCCUCUCUCUGCUGCGCCCAGUUCCCCCUUCCCCCACACAAGCAUCCCUUUUAAAUAUACCUCUGGACCCACCUCCUAGUCCUUACCUCAGCACAUACAUUAUGCAUGUGUAACGGGUUCCGGAGACACUUGUAGAUGUACUUCUUUAUUACAAUACAACACUCCAACAGUACUCCAACUCUCCAACAGUCCUGAUACUCUGUUACAGCCUAGCUACACAGCCUAGAUACUCUACUCUGGCUACGCUCCGGAACUCGCCCUCACAAGGUCGUAGAGUCGGGAGUUCCAGAGUCCCAGCGCUGGCUCUCGCAGCAUCCCAGGGUCUUCAGAUGGCUGGUCGUGGGUCUUGGGUCUUGAGUUACAACUGGGCCCUGAUCGUCCAGGGAGCUCUCCUUUAAUGCCUGGUCUAACGAGGGGUGGGGCCGUGUGCGCCACCAGACAUCCCACAGAGCACACACAGCCCCCCCCCCUGUUGGCGGCGCCAAAAAGGCUUAAGCGUCUGGACCCCCUGGGAACCCAGCGCCUGGCGCCCAGAGGCUUAAGCGUCUGGACCCACCUGGGAACCCAGAGCCCCCAGCAACCCCUCCCUUCUUAUGUCACUACACAUGCAUUACAUCUUUAGGCAUAUUUUACAUCUCUCUUUUUCACAAUAAACAAACUUAAUUACAACAAACCUCAGCACUUCAACAAUAACUUAAUAUUCAAAUUCUUCACAAAGGAUGAGCGUAUGAUAAAAGCACCACGCAAAUGGCUCUGUUGUUUUACAGGAGUCGACUGCUUUGUAAUGCCAAUAGUACAUUGAAGGGGGAUUAUUCUGCCCCCAUAAAAUCAAGCUACAUAAUCCCUCAGAUGGCACGGUUGAUUCACCAAUCGCCCGACCCUCGUCCUGAUCAUGGGAGCCUCGCCAUUGUGGAGCUGAGGCAUUGUUGCUGGCCCCACCUCUGCUGACAAGUUGGGCAGUUAUUGACCACAGGAAUUGGCCUCGCAGGACAGCCGCUUUGGGGAACAUUCCUCUGGGCUUCCAACAUGCCUGGUGUUCUUGACUGGUAUAUUGUGUUAAAUUGCCAAAGUUGGUGCUGGUCUUGUCAGGUGUUGCCACGACCAGUGUGUUGCUUGGAGUUGAGGCCAUCUGAGGGGCUGGUGGCACGAUGGAGGACCUGAGGGGCCAAUGACAUGAAGCCCUGUAAGUGGACAGUCACAAGUCCCGUCUAUUUUGGCGGAACUUCUCUCAAUCAUGUUCCACAACAUAGGACCUUGGAGCAUCAUGGGUCCCUAACACGGUCAUCUGCAUCCAACGCUUGUCUCCAAGCAAUGGUACCAUGUGAACCGGAUCCCAUAGGAUAACCUGUAUGUCCUUUCCGCUCUUCCGGUCAUGAUAUAGCCACUGUUUUUGUUUUGCUCGAUCCAGCCUGCAGCGCACGUCUGCUAAAUCAUAAAAUGCUGGCUGCAGCAGCUCUCUGGCAGCUGGGAGUAGAUUCCGUGGUCGACAGGACAUACGCAGCUGGGCAGGCAACGGGUUGUAGUUCUGUAAUAUGAAAGAGAUUACUUGGCCCACAUGCACUUGACUAUCUGAACAGCCUUUUCAGCUUCUCCAUUGGAGCGAGUGUAAUAUGGAGACGAUGCCUGAUGAUCAAUCGGAAACUCUUGGCAGUUGUCUACAAAUUUCCGGGAGCUGAAUAUUGGGUCCAUUGUCCGUGCGCAGCUUCUUGGCUAUUCUGUGACAGUGCAAUUGUGCUUCCAAAGCCUUGAUGGUAGCAGUUGAUGUGAGAUUGUCUAAAUGCUCCACCUCUAUAUACUUAGAGAAGUAGUCGACAGGUACAAAGUAAUGCUGACCUUCCUACUCGAAGAGGUCUGCUGCUACUUUCACCCAUCGCAGGUCUGAUUUCUUUGUCGGGCGAAGCGUUUUCAUGCUGCUGCUUACUCUGAAAGUCAUUGCAGUCUAGACAGUCGCUGACGGCAGCUUCUAUCUGGAUCAUCAUUUUAAACCAGCUUCUCUAGCCCGUUGUUUGCACUUUACUGUCCCCAGAUGUGAGGCAUGAAACUGCUUUGUCAUGGCAGGUCUCACUGAGGGUGGCACUACAAUUCUCAUUCCGUUAUAGAUUAUUCCAUCACAGAUGGACAACUCGUCACAGAAGGUCCAUAAUUCUCGGAUGAUGUGGGUCAUCUCCAACUUCGUAGCAGACCACACUUUGAGUAUAAUUGUGUUCAACUCAUUCAUCUCAUGGGCUGUGGCCUGCUGGAAAUGUGCAUAACGGGCAGGGGUGUCUUCAAUAUAGUCAACUAUGUUAAUCAGUGCUGGCUCAAUGUCUGGUACUCGCAGAUUUGCCCAAAUUAGUGCAUCCCCAAUUGGGAUCUCUGACCCUGGCUUGUAUGUCACCAAUAAGUCAUAUGGUUGCAGUCUGAGCAGCAUUGACUGCUGCCUCAUUGUGGCAGAUAGUAAAGGAUUUUCAAACAUAUAUUUAAAUGGCUUGUGAUCACUCACCACUGUGACUUGAAUACCGAAGAUGUAGUAAUGAAAGUUAUUUCAGCUGUGGAGAAUGGCAAGAACCUCCUUUUCUAUUUGCGCAUAUCUCUGUUCCGUGUCUGUCAGAGCAUGCGACGUGUACGCAACAGGGCGACCACCCUGGAGAAGUACUCCCCCUAAGGCAAAACUACUUGCAUCGCACUUAAUGAUUUUUGACAUCACAGGGUUGUAAUAAGCCAACACCGGGUUCUUUAGCACAAAUCCCUGAGCCGGUCAAAGCUCCUUUGCUGAGGCUUGUCACAACUGUCUUGCACAGCAUCUCACGCAGUGGGGCAUCUACCUCGCUGGCAUUGGGCAGGAACAUAGACAGAUUGUGUUUAGUCUUUGGAGUUGCCAUUUCUUGCACGGCUUUGACCUCAUCAUUGUCUGGCAGCAUUCCUCCAUUUGUGAUAUGGCCCAAAUACUUGACUACAGCAGACUUGGCCUGGCACUUGUCAAAGGUCAGCUUCAAGUUGUGCUUAGUCGCACUCUCCACCACCCAUUUCAUCACCUGGGUGUGCCCUUUAUUGUUACGUUCAGCUAUUAGGAUGUCAUCCAUAAUAGCUCUGGCUCCUUGCAAGUAUUCUAACAUGUCCAUAUUUUUUUGAUACAGCUCUCUGGUUUACUUCAUGCCAAAUGGAAGCCGGAACCAUCUGUAACGUCCUGCCGGUGUGUUGAAAGUAGUUAUCAGACUGAACUUGUAGUCGUGCUUAAUCUGUAAUAAUCCAGACUUGGCAUCGAUCACUGAAAAUACUUUGGCAUUUGGUGGCAUUGAUGCAACCAAUUUCUCUACUGUUGGGAUAGGAUAAUGUUCCCUUCUGAUGGCCUUGUUGAGGUCUUUUGGGUCAAUGUAGAUCCUUACUUUGUUAUUCUUCAACACUGUUACCAGAGAGCUGACCCAAUCAGUGGGCUCUGUCACUUUUGCAAUAUGAGCUUCCAUCAAUAUGACCUUCCGCCUCCAUCUCCCUCAACUUGGCUACUAUCUUAUACAUCAAGCCUUUGGCUGUCAGCAUGGCGCACGGACAACAGGUGGCACUGUUGGAUCUAUUUUAAGGAAGUAAGUUCUUGGAACUUACUUUUCUUACACUCGGGAUAUUUUCCCAUAUCAAUCACGUGUUGGACUCUCUCCACUAAGCCCAACAGGCAACUAGCAUUUCCUGAUAGCAGGGACUUCUAGUAUAUUUGUGCCACCUGAUAUUCAAGGUGGACUUCUUUUUGGUUGUACUGUGUUGCCGGCGUGGUCUUCCUAGCGACUGCGAUGGGUUGAUUGGAGUACGUCCAUGGCAUUUCAUAAACCGUUUAGAUUUGGCUGUGAUAUGUAUAAUAAUUAUUUAACCACAAUUUUUUUUUAAUAAUUAGGAUCCUUUACGGUUCAUGAUUGAUGUAAAAUAUAUAAAAACAUUUUUUCAAGUAGUUAUUUUUUUAAUUAUCAACGAUUAUAAUAUUUUAAGCACUUAUGAUCUAGCUUCAGUCAACAUAAUGCAGUCCUGCUGCAGGUUUGUAUAUACAAACGUCGACUGUAUUAUGAACAAUGCAUAUAUUUACUGUCAAUCAUUGCCCGAGCUAUUACAAUCAAAUUAUAUAUCAGCUAUGGGACCUUUUCGCCAAUAUCGUGAUAUUGAUUCCUUGUAAUUGGCGUAUAUUUGGUGUUUGAUAAUCUUAACACCUUUUGUGCUUUUGUAAUCAUGAAAAACUUUAAUACCUAAAUUUUUUAUGGUUUGUCGAAUUAAAGUUUUUUUGGGUUA